UUAAGCAGUUUACUUGUUUAUUUUUUGGUUUGUUUUUAAAACCCAUGUUUCCUGGUCUUUCUUUAAUCUUCUUUCAUAAAUUAAUAUGUUAGUUAAUCAUGUUUUAUUUUUAUUUCCCAGUAUAUUUCUUUGACGAGUGAGCCUAAUUUUGUGUAUGUUUUGAUGGCUAAAACUAAAGGUCCCAAAAAGAAUAAACCUGAAGUUUUCAAGCCACUUCAUCUUUUAGAAGAGGAAAUUGCCGAGUUUUUCGAGAAAUUUUGUAACAAACCUUCGUUCCAGGAUGAUAAAUGGUUCAGAGAUUAUCGACAUUGCCACUUAAUCGAUCCAAAACUAUGUUCUGACUACUAUCCAAGUCACCUGAAAUCAGCUCAUUUUAAAGUGACCACCAAUGAAAAUAUUGAUGGAGUUGAUGAUGAAAGUUGGAUACAAUUGGAUGCUUUUAAAACUCAUGUCAACCCCGAGAGUGAAACUUUAACUUGUUUUAUUGGGUCUGAAUGCUAUGCUAUGGAAUGGUUACCAAAACCUAAGAUUAACCAAGCAAAUUGUUCAUUCGAGAACUAUGACAAUAUUGAUGAUGGAAUCAAUAGCAAUAAUAUAACAUCUUCGACUGAGGAAUAUCUUGUAGUGGCUAGUGUUGGUGAUGGACGUGGUUUCGACGAUUAUGAAGUACCUAAUUUUAUUCAGAAAAGUGAUGUUCAUGGAAUGCGGAAAGGUUUAAUUCAACUUUGGAGAUUCGCAUCAAAUAUGUUAGAAUGUGUUUGCUGUUUUGCUAACGAUCAUGGUUUGAUUUGGUCACUUGAAGCUCCCAAAGGUGGUACAUCCUACUGUUCUCGUAAACGCCGUCUCUCAUUAGUUGCUGCUGCUUUCGAUGAUGGAUUCGUCAGGAUUUACUCCAUUCCAUUCCCCGAGGAUUUAAUAACUAGUCUUACAGAUAACCAUCAUUUUUCUAAUCAUAACAAACUGCCUCCUAUUUUCCAUUUGCAGCCUGUUGCUGUUUUAGAACCACCAUCGUCUGCCCAUAUUGUUGCUCGAUGUUUAUCUUGGUCAUGGUGUGAUCAACAGAACUAUCUAGCUGUAGGCUAUGGAGAUGGUAUGGCUAAUUACUUUAACUUGUCUACUACUUCAUCAAUUUUAGUUAGAAAUGACGAUGAAAACAACUCUUUAGUCAUCAAACCUAUCAAAACUUGGAUCGCUCAUGGAGCUUUGGUCAGUGCAAUUCAAAUCUUACCUUUACCUGGAAGUAAAUCUAUUAUAACUGGAGGCUGGGACCGUAAUAUUAAACUCUGGAAUGUGCGUGAGGCGCGUCUAAUGCCUUUAUUGCUGCUUCAUCGAUCAGUAGUUCAUUGUCUUACUGCCUCAGUUCAUUUAUUAGGAGGUUUUUUUAUUUCAUUGGACGACGCUUUUUUAUCGAGCAACCAAUCAGUUGUAACUUUUAAACAAAUCUAUGAAGAAGGGCAACGUUCUUCUAUUGAGAAUCGUUCUCUGUAUACUAUACCAUUCGAGACAUCCAACGUUUAUUCCCUCUCACUAUCCUUAUUUUUUAACUCUAUACUUGUGUCUGACAACUCUGGAAAUUCAAUUCUACAAAAUAAUUUUCGCGCAAAGCAUGAGAAAACUACUCGCCGAAAGUUAUCAGAUCUUCUUCCUAUAUUUACAAGUCAACUCCAGCAGCGAGUCUCUCAAAAACUUAACGACGAAAGUGCCAUUAGAGAUGAGAUCUCCUCAGAAAAUUCUACAGAAGCUCAGGUAUCAGGACUGAAUACCAAAGGUGGCAAGAAACAAGCCAAAGCCCCAGCCAAAAUCAACAAAAACUCAAACAGCUAUCUUAUUGAUAAAAAUGUCAAUAGAGUUCGUAGCUAUGAAGAAAUGAUAUCCCAGUAUGGGAUUAUAUUCAAUGACUACUCCGUUAAUCGGAUGGAUUCUCGUUUAAUUUCAAUUGUUUCGAAAUUCCGAGAAGGUUCAAACUUGAAGCGAGCUCGUUUAACAGAUUAUCCUAUUACAUCUAUAAAUAAGUGCAUAUGGUCACCUAACAAAGAGUCAUCAAAUACCUUAGCAAAUCUUAUUCAUUCUGGUUUCAUUAGAAUCUCUUCUAUAUCCAAAUCUUUUCUUGAGGACCCAUCAGCUAAGAAAGAAAUGUCAACCGUUUCAAGAGAGACCACGAGAAGUAAAAGAACUUUGCUUUCAUGAUUUUAUUUCGCUCUGCAUUCUUGCAUUGUCUAUUUAUUAGUUCAAAUUGAAAAAGUUUACGUAACUUAAAUUAAAAAUUUAUAAUGUUUAGAAUAAUUUA
This is a messenger RNA of Tetranychus urticae (two-spotted spider mite), 2287 nucleotides long. RefSeq lists its product as uncharacterized. Gene Ontology annotation, molecular function: protein binding. Gene Ontology annotation, cellular component: transcription factor TFIIIC complex. NCBI's taxonomy places the organism in Eukaryota, Metazoa, Arthropoda, Arachnida, Trombidiformes, Tetranychidae. Gene Ontology annotation, biological process: transcription by RNA polymerase III. The record is from RefSeq and is a predicted model, not a curated record.